AUGUGGCGCAUCCUUCUUUGCCGACCCAGGGCUGGGAGGUCUGAACCAACCAGACACAGUGAAACAGCUGCAGGAAAGAAACUCCCGCAAGAACAGCAGCAGCAGCAGAAUUGUCCUGCCCUUAAGGGCCUUGCCAAAUUCAAGAAAAGGAAGAAAACUCCCAAGGGAGGUGACCCCAAGGCAAACACCCCUGGGGAUGGUCGUUCAACGGAGGAUACAGCCCAAGACCGUGCUGACCCUGAGCCUCCGGUGCCUUUGCACGCAGUCGGAGCAGCCAGCGUCAGGAGCGCCCCAAGUCCCGAAAACACCGGGGAUCUGCAGAGGCGCUACCAACACCUGGUGCUGGCCCUGGUAUCCAGCAAAUUAAAAAACCAGCAGCUCUGCACUGAGAUCCAACACCUGCAGCAAGAACAAGCCAAAGAGAACGGGAAGAGGGCCCAUGCGCAAGAUGCGCUGCAAACGCAGCUUGUGGAAGUCCACAAGCGGUGGAUCCAGAGGUUGCGUUCCGAAAAAUGCACCUUGCAAUCUGCCCUGGCCCACAUGCAGCAGGUGGCCGAGGAAAGCCACACGGAGCGUGAAGGUCUCAGCAGCCGCCUGCACGCUGCACAGCAGCACAUUGGAGAGCUCGAGCUCGCGCUGGCCGCAGUCACCACCCAGCAGCUUGACGCCGAGAAGCAAAACCUACAGCUCACCCAAGACCUCCGUCACGUCACGCUUCAGCUGCAGGCAAAGAGCAGGAGCUGUGAGGAUGCGCAAGCCAUGACCAGCGAUCUGCAGAAGCAGCGGGAAGUGCUCUGGGCCCAGAAGCUCCACAUGCAGACCCGAAUUCACAAGCUCCAACGAGCCCUGGAGGAGCGGGCGGUGCUGAGAAGGCAGGGAGCCAACCUGCGAGGCCUCGUGAAGACACUGCAGGCGGAAAGAGACCAGAUUGCGCAGGACCUGAGGAGGGAGAGGGCCGUGUGGGAGGAGAUGGCCCAGCAGCAAGCCGAGGAGCUGAACCAACUGAGAGAGGAGCGAGAACAGGCGCUGAACCAACUGAGAGAGGAGAGAGAGGAGUGGGAGUGGCAGGUGCUGGAACUCCAGGCCAACCAGGAGGAACUGACAGAGCAACUGGCAGCGCUGCAGGCCCCUGCGGGACCACGCCAGGCUGCGCACCAGCUGCAGGCCCAAGCAUCCCAGAUGCAGGAGGAGGUGAAGAACCUGGAGCAACCACUGCACGGCCAGGAGCAGGCAAACCAGAGCCCCCGUCUCCAGAACCUGGAGCAGCAGGAGCAGCUGUGCAGACUGGAGAAGAAGGGCGAGGAGUGGCCCAGGAUGGAUGAGCCCCCGACUUGCACACCUGGGCACGACGAAGAGCUCACAGCUCAGCUGGCCCAGCUGCAGGCGGCCUUCCACAGGCUGAGUGGCGAGCAGGAGGAGCUCGCCGGCGUCCUGACGUCGGAGCAGCACCUGAGGAAACAUGUGCAGGCGAAGCUGGAGCAGCAAGCGAAGGACUUACAAGAAUGGAAAGUUGUGGCUGAGACAGCAAGCCAGGCAGCUGAGGAUCUGCAGGAGCUACACGACCGCUACCUGACCCAACUGCAGGAUCUCAGAGCCACCUGCGAUCGGCACACAGCCGCCAAUCAGCAGCUGAGCUCAGAGAAGGAGAGGAGGCAGGACACACAGGUGCCCAAGAAGAAGCUGCAAAUCUGCGUCAUCCCCGACCUGCCUGACAGGGCGGAUUCCCAGAAUCAAGCGGGAGACCUGCAGGGUCCAUGCAGCCGGCUGACACAGCACAUCACAGCCAAGCAAGAGGCCAUCGCUGCCUGGGAAGACCAAAUGGAAACCCUGGCUCAGCUGCAUCAGGAGAAAGAGGAACAUGUCCACCAGCUCUGCGAGGAGAAGGAGAAGGAGGAGGAGGCGCUGCGGGAGCUGCUGCUGCGCCUGGCAGGGUCCCCCAGAAGUCCUACUGGUGCAUUCUCAGCCUCGUUCUGUGCCAUCAGCGCCUCCGAUGUUUCGUCCCCCACCCUACACCAGAAGUGGUCCGUUGUACCACCUGAUGGCUUACAAGAUGGCAUAGCCAUUGUUCAACUCUUGAGACAGGUCCCAACCCAUGGGGGAGAGCAUGGGCGUUUCCUGUUUCUAGUAUAUGUCCCCUUUACAACAAGUGACCUGCCGGGCUCGGGUCGCCUCUCUUUGGCACGGGGGUGUCAGGUUCUAAUCUAA
Messenger RNA from Perognathus longimembris pacificus (Pacific pocket mouse), 2205 nucleotides. RefSeq names its product golgin subfamily A member 2-like. The transcript is spliced from 3 exons. Bases 1 to 2205 code for a protein of 734 amino acids. NCBI's taxonomy places the organism in Eukaryota, Metazoa, Chordata, Mammalia, Rodentia, Heteromyidae. Gene Ontology annotation, cellular component: Golgi apparatus. The record is from RefSeq and is a predicted model, not a curated record.